CAUUUCCUGAUAUAAAUAAUAGAGAAUGAUACUUGUACCCGACUUGAUAUGCGCCGACAUUAUUGAUAAUUCAAUACAGGCUAUUUGCAGGGAAUAAUCAGGAUGACUAAUUGUUUGUAACUACAGAGUAAUCUUUAAAAAUAGAUUGUAUAUAUAGGAAUUGCAUACAUUAAUACAUAUUUAAAACCCAAAAUGGCAGAAGGUGGACACAAUACAAGUCAAACAGACACGAAAAUGGAUGCGCUCGAACUUCUUUUGGAGAGAACGCGAAAUGAAAGACAGAAUGAGCUACUGCAAAUCCAGAAUAACACCAGACCCGUAACUGGUCAGGCGAGCCGGAACAAUAUUGGUCAAUUCAUGGCGAAAAACAUCGAAGUACGCGAAAUUGCUGAUGCCUCAGGAAAAGAAAAUGUUCCACUCAACUCGAGGAAUGUGGAAGAGCACAGACCAGAUGCUGUUGUUAUUGAGAUCAGCAACAUUUCUCAGCAACAGAGAGUGUCGAGUGUCUUACAGGCAGCAGGAUUUAGGCGGCAGUUGGAGAACAUUAUCCGAGGGAGCAUUCGUAAUGUUUCUCAGAGUCGCAGUCAGUCUGGUUCCCAUCGAGCCACCCCGUCCCCCAGCAGUACCCCAGUCCGUGCACAGACUCCAGUAGGUGACUCUCCACUAAUAGCCCCGCUUCAAAGUUUGCCUGAACGUCGGGACAGUGUCUCAAGUCAAGUUACUUCUGCCACAUCAUCGUCAACAAGUUUGCGAGAAUUUUCCAAUGCACCUGUUGAUGUUCGCGUGCAAGACCCCAGAGGUCUGCUAGGAUCAGUGCUUCAACAUGACAAUGUGUCACCCUCUGGCCUUGCUAUUCCUACCGGACCAGUUGUACAUGAAGUGAACUGGCACACAAUUGAAGAGCAACAACAAGAGGAGCUCAUACAGGAAGUAAGCGAACUCCUACAUCGCAGACUGGUCACCUCCACGCUGCAGGGGGAGUUCCGUAAUAUCCUCGAGCUUCACGUGCAGCAACAACUUGCCGCCACUGGGACAGAUGGACAGAGGGUGGAACAGUUCAUCCGAUCCAUUCCACAGACUCAGCCACAUCAACACAACGACUUCUCCAACCUUGGAAUCCCCGUCCAAGGAGAAAACAACUGGGACAACAUUUCUGUCACCAGUAUCAGUGCCAGCGCUGUGCCCUACACACAGACCAACCUGCACCUAAGUAGAGAGAUAUCGGCUCUGAAGGCCCAACUCCUAGAGAUGAAGAACAUGAUGAAGAUCAGCUUUGAUCUUCAGAUGGACAUCCAGAGGUCAAUCCGACAGGAAGUUGCUGCUGGCAUCGCAGCUGCAUCAGGAGGUGCCAUAGGAAGUGCCGGAACUGCAGGAAUACUUCCCACGGCAACAGCAGCCCUGUCCCGCCCUGUGAACGACACACACUGUCUGAUCUGCCUCGACAACCACAGCGACUCUGUGCUGUACCAAUGCGGUCACAUGUGUGUUUGCUUCCCGUGCGGGCGACACCUGAUGGAUCGCGGUGCCAAGUGUCCCGUAUGCCGGGCACCUAUCAGGGACAUUAUUCGCGCGUACAAGUGCAACUCGGAAUAAAUACGGUGAUUCAUGGGCCGCGAAAGUAUCAGUUGCUAUAUGUGGGGGUGACUUAUUAUGCUGUGGCUGUGAAUAUUUCAGUUUUAUAUGCAGACACUGCUUCGUAGUUGAGAAAGUAUCUACAGUAGAAGCGAAAUGAGUUGACUCAUGUUUCAAUUGUGAUGUGAAUAUUUCUUGAAUAGAAAAAAGGAUUUCCUUUGGAAACACCUUAGGAGACUACUCGUUCCCUUGAAUGAGUGCACUAAAACUCUUAAUUUUAGAAAUUUCUUGCAUAGUUUAACGGAUCUUAACUAACUUUGUUAUUUUUUAUCUAUACAUGCUUCAAAAGCCGAACAAACGGUCAAUUUGUCACUCACACAAUAUUUUGUAUGCUUUAGUUAUGACUAUAUCUGUUGCUGAGAAAACUGUUUUGUUCUUAAGCUAUGAUAGUUUUAAUAUCUGAUCACAUGGUUUAUGUUUUAGCAGUGGAUAUUUCACUAUCUAAAAGAACUGACUUGUGCUUCAUUGUUGGGUAUUUCAUUACCGGGUAGUUUAAAGAAAUGGCAUUGUAGGCAUUUUAUAUGUAUUGUUAAUUAUAUAAAUGAGCAGACUUUUUUCUAAGACAUAUUUCGGUCAAUAAAUGUUAAACACACUUGCCUCUAAGAAAACACGGAUGCUUUAUUAGGAAACCUGUUAUAUUGGUUCUGUUUGUUAGUUGUUGCUGUUGUUAUGUUGUUGAAAAGAGAAUUAAACGAAAAUUGUUGCUGUUGUAAUUUUAUUAAAAAGUUAAUUAAAAUUAGAGUGCAGGUUGGAUAAACCUCUUAAACGGGAACCAAUAUUUCCUGUCGACUGCAUACGAAGCUCAACAGAGCUUAACAAAUGUUAUUAAAUGGGACAAACGGACUAGCUAUCUCAGUUGAUAAAGGGCCUGAUUUCAAAAGGUCCUUAUUUCGAUAUCCAUGUCUAGCUACAUAAACAGCUCUAACUGACAUUUUUUUCACAAAACGACUUUUUGUAUAUUUUGUAUCGCAACAUCCAUGCCCAUCAUGUAUUAAAAUAUCUUAGUUCAAGGAAACCAAAUGAAAUUUGUCCAAAAGCACUUAGUCAAGUUAAAUUUGGUUGAAAAACGAGAAACAAGCCAAACAAAAUAAAUUAUCUCUGCAUUUCGAGUGGUGAAAUUGAAACAGCUCUAAUUGAUAUUUGUUUACAAAACGUUUUUUGUAUACAUUUUAUUUUGUAUCGCAACAUCCAUGCCCAUCAUGUAUUAAAAUAUCUUAGUUCUUGGAAAUCAAAUAAAAAAGGAAAAUUGAAAUUUGUCCAAAAGCACUUAGUCAAAUUAAAUUUAUUUUAGUGCAAAAAGGUUAUAUGUUCAGUGAAAUGCUACUCGGAGCUCUUUUGCAUUCAGGUGGUUGAUGUAUUUUGAAAACCUCAAGAACAGAUAAUAUAUUGUAACUGAUGAAAACUAAUGAACAAAAAGAAAAAAAUGUGUGUAUCUUUUCACAUUUUCGUACACUACAGGUAUUUUUUUAAUGUGUAACAUUUAUGACUGCAUUAAUAAGUAUUGAAUUACUAUCUAACAUUUUGUUUUAUUAAUACAUUCAUAUCCUUUAAACUAUACAGCUAAUUGAAAAAAUGGAAACGUAAUUGCAGAAAAGCAAGUGUAUUUUGAAAUAAAUUUGAAAGAGAUGUGAGCCUUGCAUUUUUUUACCUCUACAUAAUUGUAGCUUAGUUCAAAAGUAGUAAAACUUAACUGAGUCUAGUAAGAGUGCUGUGACACACUCUGGGUCCAUGCAUCAGGCUCAGAAAGACCUUAUUAACUUCGAAAUUCACACUCAUACCACUGGUAUGUUUAAACGAAUUUCAAACAGGUAUGAGCCUUGUGAUGACCUCUACCUUAUUUCAGAAUGUAAAAUAUAUUUUUUUAAGACAACAAGAAGAAUAAACGCAUUGAAGUGUUUAUGAUUUGAAUGUUAAGUUGUACAAUUGUUAAAUUGCAGAUACCUUGUGCCGUAGUAGCGACGCAUAUAUAAAUAAAUUCUAUGGAAUUUUCUUGGCUCUUUAUUCAAUUGUUAACAUAACGUUUCUAAGUCCAUAUACUUCUUUAAACUAGUUGUUAAUGCAAUAUUUCUAAGUCCAUGUAAUUCUCUAAGUAACUAACAACGUUUCAAGACAUGACGAAAUUCGUCCAAAUCCAUCCCAGAGACGUAGAUAACAUUAAUGGAAGACUUUAUGGUAAAACAUUACAUCGAGGAACUUUGUAAUGUAGGCAAAUGAAACGAUAUAUGAAGAUUAUUAUUUAUUGAGUGGCCUACUUGAGGAUAUUUCUCAAAUAUUGGUGACUGUGAGGGGGUUUGCUAUGGCAAAACUUCAAAGAAAUACACUUUAUCAAAGUGAAAAAUCAGGCAACAGUUUUCGUGCAGCACUUAAGGAAAAGUGUGCGAGUGCAAUAAAAUAACUUAAAAAGGAUGCCGGUCAACUCACACGUUAGUCAACUGGCAUGUUUUUGGUCGACUUGCUCUAUUUGAAGUCAACUUGAUAUUGUUUUGGAAACGCAAAUUGUAAUUGUAGUUAUGAUAUUUGUGAGGAAACAGUAUAACUGAACAUUUACCAUGCUCUAAAAUAUCCAUUAUAUGCAUAUUUUGAAGGUUUAAAAACCUGAAAAAUAUAAAGCGUUGCAACGCGAAACGAUUACAUAAUCUGUUGUUGUAUAUUUUGUGUUAUGAAUAAAAAUGAGAAAAAUAAAUAAAUAAUUUCAAAAUACAUA
Dreissena polymorpha is the source of this 4336-nucleotide messenger RNA. RefSeq lists its product as uncharacterized. Bases 193 to 1593 code for a protein of 466 amino acids. The record is from RefSeq and is a predicted model, not a curated record. The transcript is spliced from 8 exons. Lineage: Eukaryota; Metazoa; Mollusca; Bivalvia; Myida; Dreissenidae.